AUGAGAGUCCAUGGAUCAAAAUCACUUAUGCCUUUUCAAAAAGGUAUUCUUAUAACUAAUAAAUCAUUUGAAAAUCUAUUCAAUGAUCUACAAAGCGAAUACGACAUAAAGUAUAUAAUUUCUCGACGGCUCAACCAAGAUGGUCUUGAAGCAUUUUUUAGUUAUAUGAAAGGUAUGGGUGGUUCAAAUGAUCAUCCUACACCAUUGGACUUUAAAUAUAGAUUACGUUGGUACGUUUUGGGAAAACAUUCAAAUAUACUAUUUACAGUUCACCGAAAUACUGAGGAACAAACCGAUGAAGAAUGUUUGAUUGACUCAUCAAUUUUGUCUGCCAAAAUAUUACAUGACUCAAAAGUAGUUGAAUGCUCUUCUAAUACUUUGUCUUUUGUUGAAACCAUUACAAUUGAGAAUGAAUUAGAUGUUCGUCAGUCGUCUCUCGAUUUGUUGGAUGAGUUUGAACUGGAGGUUAACAAAUAA
Messenger RNA from Macrosiphum euphorbiae (potato aphid), 477 nucleotides. The record is from the annotation of a GenBank genome assembly. Lineage: Eukaryota; Metazoa; Arthropoda; Insecta; Hemiptera; Aphididae.